AUGGUUGUAACUAUUAGAAUUUCUGAUGAAAGCUUAUGGUCAAUUGCCAAGGUCCUUGACCAGCUUCAGUUACUGGGGCUUGGGAAUUAUGGUAUCAUCUUCAAAGGUGGCCUUAGAAUACUGCCAUGCUGUGUCACUAGACUCAGAAAGAGAAAGCGGAAGAGGCAGGGCGAGCGGCCGGAGGCUUCCGCAGAGGGCUUUUCGGAUCUUAAGCGGUGCUGGGGCGUGUGCCUGCGCUGCCGCUUGGGGCGCUCCUCCAGGCUUCAGGCUUCAGACUCUGUGGAGUUGGUGUAUACAGGAAGGACCGCCAAAGGGUCACUGGUCGCUGCACUAUGUUAUUUCUCUACAGCAACCUUUGUCUGCAAAGCAUACCAUGGGGGCCAUCUAACCAUCCGCCUUGCUUUGGGUGGCUGCACCAACCGGCCCUUUUACCGAAUUGUGGCUGCUCACAACAAGUGUCCCAGGGAUGGCCGCUUCGUGGAGCAGUUGGGCUCCUACGAUCCACUGCCCAAUAGUAACGGAGAAAAACUGGUUGCCCUCAACCUGGACCGGAUCCGGCAUUGGAUUGGCUGUGGGGCUCACCUCUCUAAGCCCAUGGAAAAACUUCUAGGUCUUUCUGGUUUUUACCCCCUGCAUCCAAUGAUGAUCACAAAUGCUGAGAGACUUCGAAGGAAGAGAGCUCAAGAAGUCCUCUUGGCAUCUCAGAAAACAGAAUUAGAGCUGGGAGAAACAGAAGCAAGCUGACUCCAGAGUGCACACAGUUGUGGUUACAAGGGCAAGGGCCUUCACAACUCUUGUAGAACUUUUUGUUGGGCUUGAGGAUCAAUAAAUGGAGUUUUCCAA
Molecule: messenger RNA, 843 nt
Organism: Phodopus roborovskii (desert hamster)
Lineage: Eukaryota; Metazoa; Chordata; Mammalia; Rodentia; Cricetidae
Gene: Mrps16
Product: mitochondrial ribosomal protein S16
Exons: 4
Coding region: 1-744 (247 amino acids)
Biological process (GO): mitochondrial translation
Cellular component (GO): mitochondrial small ribosomal subunit; ribosome
Molecular function (GO): structural constituent of ribosome
Source: RefSeq, a predicted model, not a curated record